AUGGAAAAUUACUUCAAGCGCGACAUUGAUAGAAUCAAAGAGAAGUUCCAAAAAAGCCGUAUAUUUAAAAUGAAAGGAAAAUAUGCCGACAACCCAUUGUUCAAGGGGAUCCAUUACAACGUAUCUCGGCAAUGUAUGAAGUUGUUGAUUAUAGAAGUCGAGUUGAUUGAUAAGUGGGAAACCAAGGCGGAUGAGGUGUGUGUAUGUAACAUGAAGAAGUCUAUGAGACUACCUUGUCGCCAUAUGAUAAUCAACUAUGAGCAUAGCGUAAUCCCUUUAAGCGACAUUGAUCCAUUUUGGAAGCAUCUAAGUUUCAUCCCUCCUCUAAAGGAAGAAGAAGCCGAAGAAGAGUUUGGUGAUAAUGAAAUGGGUAGAACCGUACUAGAGAUGUAUCGUGGCAUGAACAAGCUCCAAAAAAAAAUCUUUUGGGAUGACAUGAGGAAAAUCAUAUAUCCACAAACGCAAGAGAAUGUUUAUGAACCGGCAAAAGGCAAACUGAAAGGUAGACCAAGCAAAAAAGAAACUAAAAAGCAACUACGAGAACAUGCAAAGGUGUUACGUAAGAAGAAAAGUGAUCAAAACGAAAAUACUAGAGAUCCUUGUAGCCAUGAAUAUACCGCGGCAAUGUACUUGGAGAAAACCAAGAAACGGGGUAGGAGUAUUGAGGAGAAAGGCGAAACAAGUGAGCGACAUUUGAAGAAAAAAGGUCUGAUGUGUCCAUCACAACCAAGACAAACUUCUUUCGUCGACGUGAAGCUUAAGUCUCCAAUGUGCCCCAUCCAACCAUAUUCCCUAUACGUGAAGGUUGAGGCUCCAAAUAAAGACUAUUUGAAUGAGAUACCUAUAUACAUUAGAGACUAUGUUAUUUCCACCGACGACGUUCCUUCGGAUGGUGCGAAGCGAUAUAAUGGGUGUGGAAUCACUCAUAUAAGGCAGAGGUUGUUGUCCAAACUAAAGGAUAAUCCGGCCUUUUACAAGACAAUGUUGUGGGAUCGUGAAGGUAAUAUCAAUGAGGAAUUUGUUAGGUAUCAACGUCGUCUUCAUGGGGGCCAUCUGAUUACAUCGGAUUAUUGGAUGAGCAUGCCUAUAUGUGGACACUUAAUCGCUGAUGCAUUCAAUUGUGUGGUUCAUUAUUUCUCAAAACAUGCAAGUUUCACCUUCACGCCGAAAACAACCUUAUGUGUCGAGAAACUCAAACGAAGGAGAUGUGUGAUGGCAUUGGUUAACAACAACCACUUUAUAGGCUUCCAGUUAAAACCCGAUUGUCCAUUGCCUCCAAUAUGUGCAACCUCUUAUUGGCCUGCAUUUAAUGCGGAUAGAAUGUUGGGUUGGUGUAUUAUGUACGAGCCUAACAUGGAGAUGUGGAAUGCUUUGAAGAAGUCGGAAGAAAUUGUGAAAUUUCACUUGAUGAUGAUUAAAUAA
Molecule: messenger RNA, 1422 nt
Organism: Papaver somniferum (opium poppy)
Lineage: Eukaryota; Viridiplantae; Streptophyta; Magnoliopsida; Ranunculales; Papaveraceae
Exons: 2
Coding region: 1-1422 (473 amino acids)
Source: RefSeq, a predicted model, not a curated record